Messenger RNA from Aureobasidium pullulans EXF-150, 2031 nucleotides. Its product is annotated as putative aspartate transaminase. The transcript has 2 exons. Gene Ontology annotation, biological process: L-aspartate biosynthetic process. Lineage: Eukaryota; Fungi; Ascomycota; Dothideomycetes; Dothideales; Saccotheciaceae. Gene Ontology annotation, cellular component: cytosol. Bases 291 to 1574 code for a protein of 427 amino acids. Gene Ontology annotation, molecular function: L-aspartate:2-oxoglutarate transaminase activity; pyridoxal phosphate binding. The record is from RefSeq and is a predicted model, not a curated record.
AAGCAUGAAAAGUUUUGGACUCAACGGCUCCUCGUCGCCGUCUUGGUCAUUUGAGGAUUGAUAGGAGUCAUAUUCGGUUCUUCUCUCAUAUAUACAACUAUCUGAUCCGUCCUCUGGAGAGUCACAAUUGAUAUAUCACUGAUCUGCUGCAUCUGAACUUCCCGGUUUUCUUCACUCACAUAUCUUUUUUUUCAUCUUCACUGAGGAAAUUUGUUGCACUCUAUCCUAGAACUUUCAGCAUCUACCUACUCAACAUAAUCAACACUACACAACAACACAACACCGCAAUCAUGGGCUACACUCGCGAAGAACUGCCCGUUCAUACGAAGAGCAACUCGCUCUUCAAUCAUCUGGAGACCAUGCCUGGCGAUCCCAUUUUUGGAUUGAUGUCGCAAUACGCAAAGGAUCCUGCAGAGUUCAAGGCUUCUCUUACCAUUGGUGUCUACAGAGAUGAGGAUGGCAAGCCUUGGGUUUUGCCUACGGUUAAGAAGGUUGAGAAGAUGAUCGCAGAAGAUGUGGCCACAAACCACGAAUAUCUUCCCAUGGAAGGUCUCGGUGCUUUCGUAGAGUCAGCACGCGACCUCCUCUUCGGAAACCCCUCUCCUGAUCUCACUUCCCGUAUCGGUUCCCUCCAAACCAUCUCCGGAACCGGUGCCGUACACUUGGGCGCCCGCUUCUUGAACGACAGCCUUCAACCCAAACGCAUCUGGGUAUCCGACCCGACAUGGGGAAACCACCACGCCAUCUUCGACAUCGCCGCCCCCGAUGUCGAACAGAAGAUGUACCCCUACUACGACGCCGCAACCUGCAGCUUGAACUUCUCGGGCAUGAUGUCCACACUCGAAGAACAAGCCCAACCCGGAGACCUUAUCCUGCUCCACGCAUGCGCCCACAACCCCACCGGAAUCGACCCCACCAAAGACCAGUGGAAGCAAAUCGCCGACCUGUGCGAGCGCAAACACCUCUUCCCCUUCUUCGACUCGGCAUACCAAGGCUUCGCCUCCGGCGACGUCGACGAAGAUGCCUGGGCCGUCCGCCACUUCGUCUCCCGCAACACCCUCGAACUCGUCGUCGCUCAAUCCUUUUCCAAAAACUUCGGUCUGUACGGUCAACGUGUCGGUGCUUUCCAUAUCGUUACUUCUUCCCAGGAAGCAAGGGAUAAAGCACUCUCCCACCUCAUCUACCUCCAACGCGCCGAAAUCUCCAACCCACCCGUCUACGGCGCCAGAAUCGUAGCUUUCAUCCUCCAAAACGCCUCCCUCAGACGAGAAUGGGAGCAAGAUUUACUCAUCAUGUCCGGCCGCAUAAAAACCAUGAGGGCUGCUCUUUUCGGUGAAUUGCAAAACCUAAACACACCGGGUAAUUGGCAACAUAUCGUCGAUCAGAAUGGAAUGUUUUCGUACACGGGACUUUCGGAAAAACAGGUGCUGGCGUUGAGGAAGGAACAUAUCUACCUCCUUACUUCUGGUCGUGCUUCCAUCUCUGGCCUCAACGGUGAGAAUGUUGCUCUGGUGGCAAAGGCUAUUGAUAAAGUUGUCAGGGAGACUGGUGAUGCGCCUGCUUCUGCUGUUUAGAGAAAGGUGGUUUCUGGAGCGGCGGUACGUGGUUGGGACAGCAAUGAUGAUGAUUGGAAAUUUUGUGCAUGUAUAUAUAAAACUUUUGCGCUUUUCUUGGUCGUUUUUCGUUUUUAGACGGGAUGGAAAUUAUAGACAAGGACUUCUUUUCUCUUUUCACUUGCGAUAAUGAAUUGGACGAGAAGAUUGUUGCACACGCGAUCUGGGCAUGUGUUGAAUAUUUUUAAUACUCCUGGUUCAGGACAGUGGGUGGGUUGUGCGGGAAUUGGGUGAGUUGUGCAUCAGGGAAGUGGUUGAGUUGUGUAAUAAGGAGGAGUCUGAGUAGAAUUUCGGACACAACAUGCAUUCAUACGUUUUAUACCGAUUCAUCACAAUUCAGAUAUCAGAAAAGAAGAAGAAGAAGAAGAAGAAGAAGAAAAAGAAGGAGGAGAUCUCGUCAUCAAACUUAUCAUACAGA